GAGGAGAGGAGAGGAGAGGAGAGGAGAGGGAGUUUACAGCUUGUCCAAAGUGCGCUAUCAGCCGCUGAAGUCUGGACAGACGAGCGGUGUGGGGACACAGAUAUAGGGGGGAGAGAGAGAGAGAGAGAGAAGAAAGAGAGAGGGUGGAGGGGGCCGAGGCGGAGGACGGAGCUCCCUAGUCGUAGUCGUCGGUGACGGUGGUACAGAUGGGUGCGACUCUCCUCAGCUGAGCCGGCCACCGAUCCAGCAGCACCAGCGGUCACCCAAUGCUGCCUGAAUCCGGCUGAGCACAGUUGGAUAGCCCGCAUCCUGCGAAUGACACCUGGCUAUUACUGGCACCAUGCUGCCCCGUAACAUGCGAACAGGUGGUUGUGACCUGCCUGGGGUGGAGUCGAGCGAUGUGCCUCUCAUUGGCUACCGGCCCUUACUGCCUGACAGCAUCAUCCCGAGCAACCAAUCCAGGAGGGGGAGCGGCAGCGAUGAACUGGACUCUUCACAGGCAGACCCCUCACCAAUGAAGACUACGUGGUACUGUCCUUUGGAUCUGUCCACUGUGGUGGAGGAGGAGGAGGAUGGAGUGAUCUACACAGUGGUGGUCAAACAGCAGCAUAGUGCCCCCAACAGUCCGAUGUCAGCGAUUUCCCGCUCACAGUGCCUGAAAGCAGGGACAGAAGAGAAGCUGGUGCUCCACCUCCUCCACUCAUUUUCUUUGGGCGACUCCUCCUUCAUUACCAUCUUCCUCUCUACCUAUCGAUCCUUCACCACCACGAAGAGAGUGCUGGACAUCCUCACUGACAGAUUGGAGCACCCGCCUGGGGACGGCGAGAGGAGCCAGACGAGACAAUCUUUCAACAAAGCGGUGUGUACAGUGUUCAGCACGUGGCUCUCUGAGUAUCCCGAAGAUUUUAAUAGUUUGGGGGAGCCCUCUCGCCUGCUGCGCCUAGCUCCGCUCCUCCCCCAGGACUCCUCAUCUGCAGCUGACCUCCGCGCUCGCCUCCUCAGGAUAGCCGAGGAGCUCAGCGAGAAAGCCCUGCUCCCUGACGCCCACAAAGAUCAAACUGGUUUCACCAGCCCUCCUCCUGACGCCUCCAAGUUUGAACCCACCAGCAUACUGGGAUUCCCUGCGGCACUCAUCGCUGAGCAGCUCACCAAGAUAGAGACAGAGCUGUUUGUCCGUUUGGUCCCGUACCACUGCCUCGGUUCGCUGUGGUCCCAGAGGGAUAAGAAAGGGAGGGAAGGCGUUUGUUGGUCGGUCCGGGCCACCAUACGUCAGUUCAACAAGUUGGCCAAUUCAGUUCUAGCAUCCUGCCUGUGGCCGACAAAGCUGCGCACCCAACAGAGAGCUCGACUGCUGGAGAAAUGGAUCAGCGUGGCAGAGGAGUGCCGAGCCAGGAAGAACUUCUCCUCGCUGUAUGCCAUCGUGUCUGCCCUGCAGAGUAACCCCAUCCACCGGCUGAGGAAGACGUGGCAGGACACUGACAGGGAAGCAGUGAGGAGAUACGAGGAGCUGUCAGAAAUAUUCUCAGAUAAGGACAACUACUCACAAAGCAGAGAACUCCUGAAGGAGGAGGGCACCUCAAAGUUUGCCAACCUUGACAACAGACUCAACAACAAACAUCUUAACAGGUCCACCGCCCAGGGCACCGUGCCCUACCUGGGUAUCUUCCUAACAGACCUCACCAUGCUGGACACAGCAGUCAAAGACAGAUUGGAUAAUGGCUACAUCAACUUUGACAAAAGGAGAAGGGAAUUUGAGGUUUUAGCUCAAAUCCGGCUCCUGCAGUCUUCCUGCAAAAACUGUGUUUUCACCGCUGACGAGGCCUUCAUGCAGUGGUAUCAGAGUGUACCUACACUAAGAGAGGAGGAAAGCUAUAGACUGUCCAAUGAAAUUGAAGCACCUGGUGAGCCAAGCCCCCGUGGCCUUACUCCAACAGUCAUCAUCACACAAUGCUCAGACCUGAGUACCUCCCGGACCAGCCUGGUUGGAGACAGUGACAGCCUCUUUGACUUUCCCUCCCCGGUCAAUAAUCUGCUGUCAAAACUCACAAAGCACAUGAGAUCUCCGUCUGUGUCCUGUCUGGAUGUUGACACGUCUCCUCCAACCAAUGAGUCUACCCCGGCCACGUUGACUCCAUCCACUCCCACAAAAUCGCACCGCCGAUCAGCCUCCUGUGGCAACAACCCCCCCAAUAACAUCCAAGGUUCGGGGGCUGACAUGCGUAUCAUCAGGAUACGAAUGGACCUGCAUGACGGCAACCUGUACCGAAGCAUACUGGUUACUAGCAAUGACAAGACCCCCACUGUGAUCAGCUCUGCCUUAGAAAAGCACAAUCAGGACCCAAAACAGGCGUCCAGAUAUGAGCUGAUCCAACUUCUGCCUGAAGGAAAAGAACUGGUCAUCCCUGCUACAGGAAAUGUCUUCUACGCAAUGACGUCAUCUAGUGUUGACUUCCUGUUAAGAAGGAAAGGCGGAAACACUCCUUUGGGGUCACAGCCGAUCAGCACAGAGACGAGCGCCACUUUUCCUCGAAUCAAGGCCAAGGGAAGGAGACUGGUCAGGACUCUAUUUUGACACCAGAUUUUCCUCAACCCAACUUUUUCCACGCAGUUCUGACGUGAAUGCAGUUUGAGCUCUUACAAACAGUAAAUGUGGCCUUCUCUGUGCAAAACAAGAACAUAUGCCUUUCUCCCAUGCUCCUACGAAGCUUGUUCUACCAAAACACCAAGACCAAAUCCUUCUUGUGUUUUAAUCAACAACAACAUUGCAGGUUUUGUCGAACAUUUCAGACCUCCAGCCGCCCUGCUGUGUGUAGAGUGCUGCUGAAGAACAGCGUCACUUUUCCUCUUUUUCCAAACAGUAUGCAUUACUAAUUUAUACCCUGAGGAAGAGCAAUGACAGCCUUUAACUGAGUAAUUUUGGUGCUGGCUCUUGAGUCCCUGUCAGGUAGCACUUGAUGCAUUUUCAUUCUAACUCAAUGAAUAAGAUCUGUUGUAAUUGCCUGUAGUCGCCAGGAAAUCCCUCGUGGUUGUGUGCCUCAGUGACGUUUCCAAAUGUAAGAUUGAAUUGGUCAGAACUUUUUUGGGGGAAGAAGCGUAAUGAAAUCUAAAUAUUAAGAGCCUGUCAGAUCUGGUUCUGGUAAACAGCACAUGAGAAAGACCAAAAGAUACAGUGCAAGUGCAUCAUUGUAGCAAAACACUGGAGACAUAUAUGUUUUGUAUAUAUUUAUAUAUUUUGUAUGUCUGUAUGAUGUCAACAUUGUGUUUACACUGGCAAGGAGCUCUAGGUCCAUGUGUCCGAACUGUCCAGUAAAUAAUUCAUCAAGGAAAAAUCCAUCAAUACCUGCAAAAUUUCCACUUUAAAGACAUUAUUUUAGCUUUGACUCAAGCAGAUAUUCAUUUUACAUACACCUAAAAGCUGCAUUAAUCAAUAUUUUUAUAUUAACAAUAUAAAUAAUGAAUUUAAUCACUAUUCAUAUUGUAAAAGUGGCUGCUUGUAGUGACUAACCUAAAAAUAAUGAUCAACUCUGCAGUUCGAUGGCUUUUUGGCCUAAUUUGUUUGGGUUUCAGGGCCCAUUCAGGGUUCAUUCUCACAGCUGUUAUCAACCCUAUUUCCAGCAGCAGCAAAAAAAAAAAAAACAAACCCAUUGUAGGCCUAUGCUACCUGCCCAACAGAAACUAGCAGACACACUAAGUUAGCGACUUGCUGGUGAAAAAUGUCAAACAUCUAACCAAUAAAAACCUAAUAUUUUUCUAAGAGACCAAACUAGACUCAAAUGAGAGUCAUAUGCACUUAUUUCAUGAGAUGGAUGGAAAUAUAACUAAAGAUAAAUAUUUCUUCCUCAGCUAGAUGUGUAUCUAGGCAGCUUUUCACCAGCAGGUUAGCUGUAACAACUUCAUAAGGCAUUAAAAUGUCAUACAGCUCAAUUUUGAUGUUCUUCUGAUCCCUAGUAGCUAAAAAUUGAUUAUUGCAGCUUUAAAAACACCUUGCAGCACUUUGAAAAAGCUUGUGGCUUUGCUUCAGUUUAUCACUGUAGUACCAAAACCACUGAGGAAGACAGUUAGGAAAAUUCAAACAAUACACCACCAUUUUUAGGUUUAAGGUUUUCCAGGUCUGAACUUUUCAACAGAGCAUAAGCUACACUUAAUUUAUGCAGAUUCUUAACGCAGCUCAGCAGGACGCACCUUCCCUGCUGUUUACCUGCAGUACAAAGCCUUAGCUCCAGUUUCAUGUUAUGAAUUAACAUGUCGACUUCGGUGUAGGUUUAAAACACACAACCUCUUUGAAAAAAAGUCUGGACUUCGAAAAAGUCUUGUGACCUCUGGUUGUACCCGCUCAGUGCUGGUGAGGCCUCCUGAUUGGCUGAGGCACAAUCACAGUGGGACCAGGGAGAGGAUUCUUCAGAUGAUGUGUGCUGGCGUUUUUGCUAUGUUACUGAUUGUUUUAGUGCCUUUCUCUACAGGAUGCUCAUCUUUCCCAUUUUUGCAUUAGAAUGUAUACACAGAGGCAACGCAGUCAUCUCCAGUGCUGUGAAGUCUCACAUCAAAGCUAUUUAUGCACUACAUACAGGAUGUCCUAUUUUUGUGGUAAUAAAUUUACUUUUAUAUGAA
Dicentrarchus labrax (European seabass) is the source of this 4608-nucleotide messenger RNA. It is a transcript of the gene rgl2, whose product is annotated as ral guanine nucleotide dissociation stimulator-like 2. Gene Ontology annotation, cellular component: plasma membrane. The transcript is spliced from 20 exons. Gene Ontology annotation, molecular function: guanyl-nucleotide exchange factor activity. Lineage: Eukaryota; Metazoa; Chordata; Actinopteri; Moronidae. The record is from RefSeq and is a predicted model, not a curated record. Gene Ontology annotation, biological process: positive regulation of GTPase activity; Ras protein signal transduction. Bases 341 to 2572 code for a protein of 743 amino acids.